Thamnophis sirtalis is the source of this 4015-nucleotide messenger RNA. NCBI's taxonomy places the organism in Eukaryota, Metazoa, Chordata, Lepidosauria, Squamata, Natricidae. The record is from RefSeq and is a predicted model, not a curated record.
GGCCACGCCCAGGCCUUCCUCAGCCACCAGGCCAGCCACGCCAACGGCAAGAGGCACCAGCGCUGCACCGAGUGCCUCAAGACCUUCGCCCGCAGGAAGUAUCUCCUGGAACACCAGCGCAUGCACACGGGGGAGAACCCCUACACCUGCCCACACUGCGGCAAGCACUUCCGAUACAAGCAGUCACUCAAGCAGCACCUGCGCAUGCACCGGGAGCAACCACCACCUGCGCCUGCUGUGCCACCAAGCCUGCCAGGUGCCAGCUCCCUAGAGAAAGACCCCCUCUUCGAGACCAACCCCCCCAGUGGGACCUGAAGCUGGGCUACAAGAGGUCUUUUGUGCCACAUGAACCGCUGGCCUACAAUUGGCCCGUUGGUGGGCCGGCUAAGAUCCUCGCUGCCUUCCGUGGGGCGGCUCCAGUGCUUCUUCUCUCCCCACGGAGAGGCUCCCUUCUUGCUUGCUGAUCAGGACCGUGUGGGGCAGGCUCUAGUCCUGUGGAAUGAGCCCAGCUCCCCGCGAUCAGAACACUCCAACCGUCUGAAAUAUUUCUUCAAUGGAGACCGCUGCCGAAAGACUGUCGCCGCCGUGCACGGCCGUCCGAGGAGUUGCAAGUCCUGGCCGAGCCGGAAGAAAAAUGCGCCUAAAAUGUGAUCAUGUCCCAUUACCCAGCCCAGCACUGGAGGCCGGCCUGCUGGGGUCAAAAGGGCUGCACCCUGAGUCCGCGGUCCCCUCGCCUGCAGGGAGAAAGACAGACUCCCCAAGGUCUCCGUGCACGGCUGUGGUUUUCUGGCCUCGCCCUCCACACCCUCCGCUAGAUGAUCAGAAGAGCGUUUGAAAGCACUUCGCGUGCGGCAGGCACAAAAGGCAGCCCAAAACUCAAGAAUUGAGACUGGCCCCUGACUCUCCUCUCCGGAGGGCCACGCAGGGCAGCUAUCUACGGGCAAUUUCGGAACAAUUCCACACUCUUGGUCCACAGGAGUUGCCCACUCCUCAAAAGAUACCCUUCCUUAUUUCUCUCCUGUUGAAAAAAAAAAAAGCUCCAUUGUCAAACUCCUGGCUUAUCAGUUUUCUGCCAGCGUCGACCUCUGCCAAAAAUCUCUUUUGCCGAAGUCUCAGCUGCGGUUUUCCAUGUGGUACAUUUAUCGCUGAGACUCUUGACGGGCUCCCAGUUCUUAUGCCCUCUCUGCCUGUUCAGACAGUGACGUGAAAUCACGAGUUUGGCUCUGUCUCUUCAGAUUCUUUGUCACUAAGAGGUUGUAGCCCUCACAUCAUUCCCUCCUGUCCUGAAAAGCUGCCCACCCCCUCAAAAAGAAAGAAGACUCUGUAAGCGACCCUAAAACCAUGGCCAUCAGCCGAGACCUCCUGCCCACUUCCACACCAGGUUCUCACUGCUUUCUCAAUUUGCAACAACACUACCUGUGUUACUCUUUGAUACAGGUAGUCCUCGACAUGCAGCAGUUCAUUUAGCGACCGCUGAAAGUUACAACCGCAUGAGAAAAGUGACGUUACUGCUUUGACACAUACAACCGUUGCAGGAUUCCCUGCGUCAAGUGACCCCAAAUUUAGGCGUUUGGAAACCUGCACGUACUUUUUAACAGCUGCUGUGUGUCCCUCGGUCGCGUCAUCCCAUUUUGCGACCUUACGACUUGCAAAGACAACGGGGGAAGCCAGAACCACUUAGCAACCGAGUGACUAACUUAGAAACCGCAGUGAUUUACUUAAUGACCAUGGCAAGAAAGGUUGUAAAAUGGGGGGAGGGGUUAAAUUGGGGGGGGGAAGGCUGCAUUCCCUAGUGGCAUCUUGCAAAGUGGGUAAGUGGUCCCGAAGUUGCGUGCAAGCAUGCUGGAUUGUCCAUUCGAUACUCUGAAGUGUUUUCGGGGCCCCGUCCUCACCUCAUUCCAAGAGGGGGGAGCAGAGAGAGAGUCCUGCCCAUUCCAACCCUCCGCCUACCUAUUGCUAGCAAGCCUAUCCCUGUUCCAUUCUAUGUCUGUUGGCCAAAACAGUGAGGCAUGGCUUCCUAAAGCCCAAUACAGGCAGUUCUUGACUUACAAGUCACAGUAGCCAUUUGGAGCAACACUCAGCCUUGAAAAGGGGACCUACAACUCAGAUCCGAAGUUCUGGCAAUUGCACUCUUGUAUGGUCACAUCCUCACACGUGGGGCUGUUGGCCAUACAGCCGCCUCAUCCACAGCCGUUUUGCAGCAACUCACGGGGACACACAACUGCCUUCGGCAGAGGUUUUGUUGAACAUGGUUCUUAGUUUCUGUUUCUUGGCAAAACGGUGCUGUGGCAAACAAGGGAUCCGCUUCUCGACUGCAGUGAUACUCCGUACUGACUUGAGCAAAUAAAUUGUGCUACGUGUGAUACCAAACCAACAUUGUGCAUCCGUUUUCCCAGACAAGGCAGAUCCUACAAAAUCUUUUUUCAACUCUUUCAGCCUUUCCUCAUACAACUCACACAGCUCCCAGUACAUCACAAACACAGACACACACUUUCACUGAAUAUGAUUUGAGGGGGGGGGGAAAUAUAAGGAGAAAGAACAUUCGGUCUAGUCCAGUGGUGAAGGUACUAGGUUAGAAAGUAGGAGACAGUGAAUUCUAGUCCUGUCUUAGGCAUGAAAGUUGGCCGGGUGACUUUGGGUCAAUUUCCUUGUGCUGCCUUAGCCUAUGAAAGCUGGUUUGGUAACUUUCAGCCAAUCACCUGGAGACAGUGAUUUCUAGUUUUGCCUUAGGCAUGAAAGCUGCGCGGCUGAUCCUGGUGAUUACCCAUAUCACUUUGAUGGUUUAAGGUGGGACUAGUAAUUGGCCAGUGUCACCCAUUCAGCUUUCACGCUUAAGGUGGGACUACAUUUCCCCAUCUCCUGGUGAUUGACCCAAAGUCACCCAUUCAGCUUUCACACCUAAGAUGGGACUAGAAUUCAUUGUCUCCUGGUUUUUUGGCACAAUUAUAUGCGAACUAUUAAAGCGAUUAUUUUAAUCGAAGAACAAUAUAUAAACAAUCCAGGUUUAGGGCCCACAAUCGGGAAAGGAUAACUCAGUCACUAAGUAAUGCAGUCCAUAAAGGGGGGGGGAUCACAAUUUUACUUUUUUCCAUUCAUACGCAAUUUCUUACAAUUCUUUUCGUACGCAACUUCUAUUAGCCUUCAAUGAACCAAGCUACACUUCACAUGUUUUAAAACAUCUUUAUUUCUAAAGAAAUCGAUUUAGUCCACCAAGGAACCGAAGAUCAUUUCCAAUAUUUAAAAACAUCCUUGAUCUAACGUGUAUUAUUAUUACUAUUAAGAGCCAUCAUGUUGUGUUACAGUACAAAAAUAAAAGAAUACAAAAUCAGUGUUUACAAUUACAGUACUGUACCUGUAAACAUCAAUAGAAAUCCCCUUCCAAAGAUUAGACUUUUUUGCUGCGUUAUUGGAAAUGUUGGACACUGAGGCCUAGAAGCCUAAUAAACUGAGCAUCUUCUGGCUUCUUCUCUUUUUCAGGAUGGGGAAGGAGAGGUGAGCAAGAAAUAGCUGUCCAUAAAAAAAAUUCACUAAGUUUUCUUUGCACAUUUUCUUCAUCUAUUUUCUUAGCACACAUGCAUUUACCAAUGUAGCUUUCCAAAACGUUCUACAUUCGGAUCCAUACGUCCUAAUUUUUGUAGCGUUUCAUUAACUUGAGGAAACAUCGGUCAAUAUUUUCACAUGGACUUCCUGGACUCCCAAUAUAACUUUCUAAAAUGUUGUACAAUUAGAUCCAUACUUCCUUUUUUUUCCAUAAAUUUCAUUAGCAUCUGAGAAAACACCAAUCAAUAUUUUCACAUGAACUUCCUGGGCUCCUGAUAUAGCUUUUCAAAAUAUUCUAUAUUGGGAUCUAUACUAUUUUUGUAAAAAUUUCAUUAACGUGAGAAAACCCUGGUCAAUAUUUUUCACAUGAACUUCCGGGGCUCCCCAAUAUUAGCUAUCCAAAACAUUCUACAUUCGAAUUCAUACUUAAUUUUCAUAACAUUUCAUUAACAUCUGAGAAAACACCAGUCAAUAU